AUGAAGUUUCUAACUUAUGCCACCACCCUCCUGGGCACCCUUACAGCUGUUGUAGGGGCAGUCCCAACUCGCUCUGGCACCAAGAACAAGUACAUUAGGGAUGGGCCCGGACCUUGCCAUACCCCGAGUAAUCGGGCGUGCUGGGCCUCUGGGUUCGACAUCUAUACUGACUACGAAGUCAACACACCCAACACGGGUGUUACCCGCAAGUACACUCUCACUUUGACCGAGGAAGACAACUGGACCGGCCCCGAUGGAGUGGUCAAAGAAAAAAUUAUGCUUGUUAAUGGCAAAAUUAUGGGCCCGACCAUUGAGGCCAACUGGGGUGACUGGAUCGAAGUCAAUGUCAUCAACAACCUUUUGACCAAUGGCACUUCCAUCCACUGGCACGGCAUUCACCAGAAGGGCAGCAACCUUCACGAUGGCGCCAACGGCGUUACUGAAUGCCCCAUCCCUCCCAACGGCGGCCAGCGUACCUAUCGCUUCCGUGCCCAGCAGUAUGGCACCAGCUGGUACCACUCUCACUUCUCUGCUCAGUAUGGCAAUGGCAUUGUCGGUCCCAUCGUCAUUCACGGUCCAGCUUCUCUGCCCUAUGACAUCGACCUUGGCCCUUUCCCUCUUGUGGAUUACUACUACAAGAGCGCUGAUGAGCUGGUGCACCACACUCAAAGCAACGGUCCACCGUUCAGCGACAACGUUCUCUUCAACGGUACCGGUGUUCAUCCCCAAACUGGUCAUGGUCAGUAUGCCAAGGUGACCCUGACCCCGGGCAAGCGUCACCGCCUGCGCAUCAUCAACAUGUCGACGGAGAACCACUUUCAGGUCUCUCUCGUCGGCCACCAGUUCACCGUCAUUGCUGCCGACAUGGUCCCCGUCCACUCCUACAAUACUGACAGCCUGUUUCUCGCUGUCGGGCAACGUUAUGAUGUUAUUAUCGAUGCUUCGCCGACCCCCGGCAACUACUGGUUCAACGUCACCUUCGGUGGCGGUUUCGCUUGUGGUGGUUCCUUAAACCCUCAUCCAGCUGCCAUCUUCCACUAUGAGGGUGCCCCCGAUGCUCUGCCGACCAAUCCUGGUGUUACUCCGCGCGACCACAACUGCCUGGACACUCUGGACCUCGUCCCUGUCGUUCCACGGAAUGUUCAGGUCAACCAGUUCGUCAAGAAGCCCGAGAAUACCCUGCCUGUUGAGCUGUCCAUUGGCGGCACCCCGCUCUUUGUCUGGAAGGUCAACGGCAGCGCCAUUGAUGUCGACUGGGGCAACCCCGUCCUUCAGUAUGUGAUGGACGGCAACACCAGCUACCGCCAAGCCGACAACAUCGUCGAGGUUAACGGUGUCAAUCAGUGGACUUACUGGCUGAUUGAGAACGACCCUAAUGGUGCCUUCAGCCUUCCCCACCCCAUGCAUCUUCACGGCCACGACUUCCUCAUUGUCGGCCGAUCCCCCGACGUCCCGCCGGGUUCGAACCAGCGCUACAACUUCGACCCAGCCACCGACAUCUACCGCCUGCGCGGGCAGAACCCGACCCGUCGUGACGUCGCCAUGCUCCCUGCCGGCGGCUGGCUGCUGCUCGCCUUCCGCACCGACAACCCUGGUGCCUGGCUCCUCCAUUGCCACAUUGCUUGGCACGUGUCGGGCGGUCUGUCUGUCGACUUCCUCGAGCGGCCGGACGACCUGCGGAAUAGCAUUCCCCAGCAUGAUAAAGACGAGUUUAACCGCGUGUGCAACGAGUGGCGCACGUACUGGCCUAAUAAUCCCUAUCCCAAGAUCGACUCUGGUUUGAAGCACCGCUGGGUUGAGGAGAGUGAGUGGCUGGUUCGUUAA
This is a messenger RNA of Thermochaetoides thermophila DSM 1495, 1824 nucleotides long. RefSeq lists its product as uncharacterized. NCBI's taxonomy places the organism in Eukaryota, Fungi, Ascomycota, Sordariomycetes, Sordariales, Chaetomiaceae. The transcript has 6 exons. The record is from RefSeq and is a predicted model, not a curated record. Bases 1 to 1824 code for a protein of 607 amino acids. Gene Ontology annotation, molecular function: oxidoreductase activity; copper ion binding.